AUGUCUAUGGUUCCACAUUUCUUCCUCUCUAUAGCUUCCCGUUUUGUGCCUUUAGUUAGUAUUCUCUUUUCUCUAUUUGCCUCGCUUUCUCUCUUAGUAUGCUUGUUUUUCAUUCUCUUUUCUAUCUUUGCUUCUCUUUUCACUUUCUUUGUAUUUCUUUCCCUUUUCAGUCUUUGUCUCACGUUCUCUUUUCUAUCCUUUUCCCUUUCUAUCUUGUCCUUUUUUAUUUUUUAUUCCCCCUCUUCCUUUCUCUUUCUUCUCUUUUCUAUCUCUUUCUUUCUUCUAUAUUUCCCCCUUUUUCUAUAUUCCCCUUUCCUUUUCUACCAUUAUCCCUCUUUCUCUUUUCUAUCUUCUUUCUAUCUUGUCUUCUUUUUCUUUUCCUUUCUAUAUCUUGUCCUUCUAUCUUGUUUAUUUUUUCUAUAUUCCCCCUCUUUCCCUUUUCUACCAAUAUCACUCUUUCUCUUUUCUAUCUUCUACUCUUUCCCUUUCUAUCUUGUCUUCUUUUUCUUUUUUCUAUAUUCCCCCUCUUUCCCUUUUCUACCAAUAUCACACUUUCUCUUUUCUAUCUUCUACUCUUUCUCUUUCUAUCUUGUCCUCUCUUUCUUUCUUCAAUAUUUCCCCCUCUUUCCCUUUUCUACCAUUUUCACUCUUUCUCUUUUCUAUCUUCCACUCUUUCCCUUUCUAUCUUAUCCUCUCUUUCCUUUUCUAUUUUUGCUUCUCUUAUCCUUUUCUAUCUUUUCCACUCUCUCAUGUCUAUCUAAGUCUCACUUCCUCUUCUCUAUUUUUCUCUCAUUUUCCAUUUUCUAUCUUUGCCCCUCUGUCUCUUUUCUAUCAUUGCCUCACUAUUUGCCUCGCUUUCUCUUUGCCUUUCUAUAUUGGCACUCUUUCCUUUUCUAUCUUUGCCUCACUUUCUAUUUUCUAUCUUUGCUUUUCUUAUUUUGUUUCUCUUUUAUGUGUUUUAUCUGGGUUUUUUCCUCUUUCUCUCGUACCUCGCCUUCUUUUCUCUACCCAUCCGCUUGA
Acanthosepion pharaonis is the source of this 1020-nucleotide messenger RNA. The record is from the annotation of a GenBank genome assembly. Lineage: Eukaryota; Metazoa; Mollusca; Cephalopoda; Sepiida; Sepiidae.